Molecule: messenger RNA, 3222 nt
Organism: Elgaria multicarinata webbii
Lineage: Eukaryota; Metazoa; Chordata; Lepidosauria; Squamata; Anguidae
Gene: MID1
Product: midline 1
Exons: 10
Coding region: 318-2321 (667 amino acids)
Biological process (GO): regulation of microtubule cytoskeleton organization
Cellular component (GO): cytoplasm
Molecular function (GO): zinc ion binding; protein binding
Source: RefSeq, a predicted model, not a curated record
UGUGAUUUGAAAUAGGAGCUCGGCGGACAGUUGUUUCUCUACUCCUGACUUGUAAUAGGCUAGCAGGGACAAGGUUGAGAAACUUGACAUUGUCUUACCGACGCGCUCCUGCAGCAGGAGGAAGGAAAGAUCAAAGGAAUUGGGAGACGGAAAAGUUGCCGGCUUGUUGGGAACUGGGAAAUUGUGAAUGGGGUUUUUGCUUGAUCCUGAAAGUCUCCUGUUUCUUGCUGGAUGGAUAAUGGAAUUCUAAACAUGAGGCAGAUAGCUGAUCAGCUUCCCUGGAUUUCGCUGAUGACACAGGAAAGCUUUGCCUGAAGAUGGAAACACUGGAGUCGGAACUGACCUGCCCUAUCUGUCUGGAGCUGUUUGAGGAUCCGCUGCUGCUGCCCUGUGCUCACAGUCUCUGUUUCAACUGUGCUCAUCGCAUCUUGGUCUCUCACUGUGCCACGAACGAAUCAGUGGAAUCUAUCACCGCCUUCCAGUGCCCUACUUGUCGUUAUGUCAUCACCCUCAGUCAACGUGGUCUAGACGGACUCAAGCGCAACGUCACGCUGCAGAAUAUUAUCGACAGGUUUCAGAAAGCUUCAGUGAGCGGGCCCAAUUCUCCCAGUGAAACUCGCCGAGAGCGAGCUUUCGAUAGCAACAGCAUGUCCUCCAGUGAAAAAGUUCUCUGCCAGUUCUGUGAGCAGGAUCCUGCUCAGGAAGCAGUGAAGACCUGUGUCACUUGUGAGGUAUCCUACUGUGAGGAGUGCUUAAAAGCGACUCACCCAAACAAGAAGCCAUUUACUGGCCACCGUUUGAUUGAGCCUAUUCCUGACUCUCAUAUCAGAGGAUUAAUGUGUCUGGAGCACGAGGACGAGAAAGUUAACAUGUAUUGUGUGACUGAUGACCAGUUAAUCUGUGCCUUGUGUAAACUGGUCGGGAGGCAUCAUGAUCACCAGGUGGCAGCUUUAAGUGAACGUUAUGACAAAUUAAAGCAAAAUCUGGAAAGUAAUCUCACCAACCUUAUCAAGAGAAAUACUGAACUGGAAACACUUUUGGCUAAAUUAAUUCAAACUUGCCAACAUGUGGAGGUGAACGCGUCCCGACAAGAAACCAAGCUGAUGGAGGAAUGUGACCUGCUUAUUGAAAUAAUCCAACAAAGACGUCAGAUAAUUGGAACAAAAAUCAAGGAAGGGAAGGUGGUGAGACUGAGGAAACUGGCCCAGCAGAUAGCUAACUGCAAACAGUGCAUUGAGCGCUCCACAUCUCUGAUUUCGCAAGCUGAGCAAUCUCUGAAGGAGAAUGAUCACGCACGCUUCUUGCAGUCUGCUAAAAACAUCACUGAAAGAGUCGCCAUGGCAACUGCAUCGUCUCAGGUUCUAAUUCCUGAAAUUAAUCUCAAUGACACGUUUGACACCUUUGCGCUGGAUUUUACCAGAGAGAAGAAACUACUGGAAUGCCUUGAUUACCUUACAGCUCCAAAUCCUCCAACCAUUAGAGAAGAGCUUUGUACAGCUUCGUAUGACACAAUCACAGUUCACUGGACAUCUGAUGAUGAAUUCAGUGUGGUCUCCUAUGAGUUGCAAUAUACCAUCUUCACUGGACAAGCCAACGUCGUUAGUCUGUGUAACUCAGCCGACAGCUGGAUGAUUGUUCCAAACAUCAAACAGAACCACUACACAGUGCAUGGGCUACAGAGUGGCACCAAGUACAUCUUCGUUGUUAAGGCCAUUAAUCAAGCUGGCAGCCGGAACAGUGAGCCUGGAAAGCUGAAGACAAACAGCCAACCAUUCAAACUGGAUCCCAAGUCUGCCCACAGAAAACUGAAAGUAUCUCAUGAUAACUUGACAGUGGAGCGAGAUGAAACUUCCUCUAAGAAGAGCCACACACCUGAGCGUUUCACCAGCCAAGGGAGCUAUGGAGUCGCUGGCAAUGUGUUUAUUGACAGUGGGCGUCAUUACUGGGAAGUGGUUAUCAGUGGAAGUACAUGGUAUGCCAUUGGUAUUUCUUACAAGUCAGCGCCAAAACACGAGUGGAUUGGAAAGAAUUCUGCCUCUUGGGUUCUUUGUCGUUGUAAUAAUACGUGGGUGGUGAGGCAUAACAGCAAAGAAAUUCCAAUAGAGCCUGCACCUCAUCUUCGCCGUGUUGGCAUUUUGUUGGACUACGACAAUGGCUCCUUGGCCUUUUAUGAUGCUUUGAACUCUCUUCACCUUUACACUUUUGACAUUACAUUUGCACAGCCUGUGUGCCCAACGUUCACUGUCUGGAAUAAGUGUUUGACAAUAAUAACAGGCCUUCCCAUCCCAGACCACUUAGAUUCCAUGGAGCAGAUGCCAUGAUUGUUGCUGACCAGAGAUGGAUGAUGAAUGUCCAGUGGAUCUCACAUACACUUCCCUCUGAAUUGUCUCUGAAAAAACAUGAACAGAAAUACAUUUCAUACAGAACUGUCCCUAAUGCUUCAAGCCAGAACUCAGAAUGGGAUUAUCUCUUUAGUCGUUACUAUUUGUUUUGUAUUAAAGGCAAAAUAUGGCUUUAAUAAUUUCUCAAAACACUUUUGUAUUUAGUCUCUUUCAGGAAAAUUUAUAAAUUAUUUAUAAAAAAAAAAUAAGAAGAAGAAACCAUGAUUUGGAUAUUUGCAUUUGGGCACCUCGUAAGAAUGACUUGUUUUUGCACAUUAAGGGCUCUAUCACAAAGAUUUUAUUAGCUGUUUCCCGUAUUUUGAUUUUAUAAUAGAGAAAACAAGUUGGAAUUAUUUGAGAGGAGGACGCAAUACUAAUUCUUCAGUUUUUGUUCAUACAGUGCUUUCUUUAGUGCCACUUUUACUUCAUGAAAUACGCCUUCAACUUGGAGCACAUUAACUUAUACUUCAAGAAGUGUCAAUGUCUAAAUCAACAGGCAGUCAAUGUUACUGAUAGCAAUGUUCUUAUCUACUGAUGCUUCACCUUUGUCACUUUUAAGGAUAUGUACAUUUGAUUUUUGUCUCAGAAAACCAGCAAUACUCAAACAGAACAGCCAAGGUAACUCUGACUGUGUUUUAAGUAGAAGUACCACUAAGAUCAACUGAUAGUUCUGGUGGUGCCAAAGUGGGUACACAAAUCAUUUGAAAGGUACACAAAGCACCCACUUGCAGUGCUAGAAAUGGGCAACCUACAACUGAUUUUAAACUUAAAUGUGAGCAUUUUGUUAUAUUAUGUUAUAGUGUAUCAAUAAAAAUAGUGAAGGUAUCUGUUUUGUAAACAG